Pelobates fuscus (common spadefoot toad) is the source of this 3766-nucleotide messenger RNA. It is a transcript of the gene SEMA4A, whose product is annotated as semaphorin 4A. The transcript is spliced from 15 exons. Gene Ontology annotation, biological process: negative chemotaxis; neural crest cell migration; semaphorin-plexin signaling pathway. Gene Ontology annotation, cellular component: plasma membrane. Gene Ontology annotation, molecular function: chemorepellent activity; semaphorin receptor binding. Lineage: Eukaryota; Metazoa; Chordata; Amphibia; Anura; Pelobatidae. Bases 562 to 2880 code for a protein of 772 amino acids. The record is from RefSeq and is a predicted model, not a curated record.
GUUUGAGGCAGGGGCUGUGUGUGUUUGAGGCAGGGGCUGUGUGUGUUUGAGGCAGAGGCUGUGUGUGUUUGAGACGGGGUGUUUUGUGUUAUAGAGGUGUAAACUCUGUGUCCCAGUGGCUAGGGCUGUGACAGAUGUCAUCCUUGUAUUUUUUUUCUUGAGUCUAACACACAAUAGAUGGGGAGAGCCCUCCCUGGUGAAACCCCCUCCUCUUCGUUUUAGCUUGGACAAGGCUUUUAUCUAAACAUCUGGAGCUGGCGUCUGGCCCCCUCCCCAUCACACGAGUUCCAUCUGAUCCGGAGCUUAAAUGGUGCAUGGUAGCCAUGACAACCACAGGAUGUAGAAGCCGCGGUUAACGUGGACUCUACCGACUCACAAUAGCAGGGUAGGUGCACACCCACCUCCAUGAGAGAAAAGGGAGGAUCCCAGACCCUCUGAAUACAGAAGAGACCCCAGCCAGGUGACAGCUCUGUACAUCAUCUUCUAUAGCUGUGCCAAACAGCUUGUAUCCAGCGGUGGAGGAAGAGUGCGAGCGGAAAGCUGUGAAAGCAAACCCUUGCCAUGCCUGCGUGGUCUCUGUUGCUCCUGGUGGCUGUGCUGUCCUAUGUUCUUGCAGAACCCGUGGCCAGGAUUUCCUUCAAGAGUGGUGACCCCAGCAGGUCUGUGAAGACAUUCAGUGCUGAAAACGUGUUGAAUUAUGACCAGUUCUUACUAAGCGAGGACCGGGAGAAGCUGUAUGUAGGAGCAAGGGAUACCGUGCUGUAUUUAAGCAUCGAUGACUCUGGGAAUCUCCAUUUGCAGAAUCAGAUAUCAUGGCCUUCAGACUCGACAAAUAUCUCACAGUGUGUGUUAAAGGCAAAAAGCAAAGAGACGGAAUGUUUAAAUUUCAUCCGGAUCCUCCUCCCCGUUAAUAACACCCACCUGUAUACAUGUGGGACCAACGCGUUUAACCCAUUCUGCACGUACAUUAAUCUGGACACCUUUUCCAUGUACACAGACAUUACGGGCCAUGUCAUCGCCUUGGAUGGGAGAGGACAGUCACCCUUCGACCCACAACACAAACACACUGCAGUUAUGGUCGAUGGGGAGCUCUAUACUGGGACAAUGAACAAUUUCAAGGGGAAUGAGCCCAUUAUCUACCGUACCCUUGGGAACAGACAAAACCUGAAGACAGAGACCUCCCUCGGCUGGCUGCACGCGGAUGCUUCAUUCGUGGGAUCGUUUAAUCUGGCCGGUACUUCAGCAGACAGCAAAGUGUAUUUCUUCUUUGCAGAGACCGCAAGAGAGUUUGACUUCUUCGACAAGCUGACUGCAUCACGGGUAGCACGUGUAUGCAAGAAUGAUGCUGGUGGGGAUAAGGUCCUCCAGAAGAGGUGGACCACAUUUCUGAAAGCCCAGCUGCUUUGCUCCGAUCCAGAUGGUUUCCCUUUCAACGUCCUUCAGCACGUGGCCUUAUUACACCCAGACGAUCCCCAGCGCAGUACUUUCUAUGGUGUGUUCAGCUCACAGUGGCAGGCCGGAGGAUCCAGUACUUCUGCAGUUUGUUCCUUUCAGCUGAAGGAUAUUGAAAAUGUUUUUGACGGAAACUACAAGGAGCAAAAUAAGGAGAGCUCGAGAUGGACCCCGUACACCGGCCCUGUGUCCGACCCCCGUCCUGGCAGCUGCUCCCCAGGCAAGUUCUCAGACACAGACCUGAACUUCAUGAAAGACCAUUUUCUGAUGGAUGGGAAGGUUUCUCCCCUUGAACAUAAUCCACUGCUAAUCAAACAAGGUCUCCGCUACACCCAAAUCACCGUAGAUUCAGUGCCAACAAUCUCCGGCCGUAACUACACUGUCCUAUUCCUUGGUACAGAUAAAGGGUCGUUGCAGAAAGUGGUUGUGGUAAACGAAAAAUAUUCACAUAUCAUUGAAGAGUUGGAACUUCUUCCAAAUCAGGAGCCCGUAAAGAACCUCCUAUUGGCCUCCAACAAGCGGCUCCUCUACAUUGGUUACACGUCAGGGAUCCUGCAGGUGCCUCUUGCUAACUGCAGUGUGUACAUCAGUUGCUUUGACUGUAUUUUAGCCAGAGAUCCUUACUGCGCCUGGGAUGUUAAGAACCACAUCUGCCGCUGGGCUCAGUCAAAGGUCGACACAUCUGAAUCCUGGUUACAGGACAUUGAAAAUGGACAUCCAAACACCACUUGCAGCACCCAAUUACCCAGAGGUAAAGCGACCUUUGCAACGGACACCAAACCAAUGAAAGUGGCUAACUACACUGCCAACUAUAAUACCAUCCUGAAACUGCAAUGCCCCCAACACUCUGCUCUGGCAACGUACACCUGGAAGCAUCCAUUGUUGAAAUCCUCGGACAAGCAAAUGGUAACGUCUCAGGACACGCUUGUGAUCAUCGUUAAAGGAGACACCUUGGGAUUGUAUGAGUGCUGGGCUGAAGAGAAUGGCUUCACCUACCAAGUGGCCAAAUAUUGGGUCAAGGACCCAAGCGGGGUGGAUGUAACACAUAAGGACUCUGAGAACACAGACAGUAACAUGGAAACGUCUCCUCAAUUCACGGGUAACAAUUACUACACCCAUUUUGUGGUGGUUACUAUAUUGCUGGUGUCCACCUUGUGUGGGAUUUUAAUCUUUGUUCUCUACGGUUGGCGAGAUAAUCUAAAAGCUAAGAGUAAAAUCCAGGGGUGCAAUACCCCAGAAACUGAAAAACUGUCUGAUGCCAAAGAAACGACUCGUUUGAAUGGGAUCUGCCAGAAUGACAUGAACAACCCCAACAUGUGCUGUGUACCAGUGAGUGGGUCAGAUGCCAUGAUGGACCUAGAUAACAACACCGUGAUAGUACGAACAUCUAAUGGGAGGGCCCCACUCGAGGAUGCGUCGGAUGUCUAAAUGUUUUUUGUCUUGUCAGUGACCCUGGAGAAUGCACUGCAUACAUUCCAUUACAUGACCAUGUGAGGUCACCAUUCACUCUCUCUGAGGUGGACAACCAACAAGGGCCUCUCAUCUAUCAAACGGAACCACAAAAGACACUGUUUUAAUGAACACAGGUAAAUGCACUGUGCGACACGGUCCCAGUGGUACAAUUCAUUCAUUUGUUUUGUAAUUUUAUAAUGUGAAAAAAAGGACAAGGCUUAUGCUGUUAAUGUUAAUUUCACAGGACUACAAAAACUCAAACCCCAAGGAUUUAUUUUAAGAAGCAACUCCAGCAGGAUGGCAGACUAUAGUGAAGCAGGUGCCACCUCCACCUCCGGCUAUUAAUGUGCAUUGAUUGAUGACAUGGAUCGAUGAAUUACACUUAAGGGAUGCCACCCUGUGUGUGCCAAAUUCAAAACAAAUUACAUUUUCUGCAGUAACAAGGAGUAACACGUGUGACUAUAAAACAAUACCAGGUGGCCAGUGUGAAACAUGCAUUAGUAACACCUAUGUCUGCCUCAGUUGUUAUUUUGGGUGGCUGAGAGUGAAUAGACCACAGGUUGGCAGACGGAAUACUCAGCCGAGCUACAGGAUCAGAGCCUGACUUCACUAAAUGCAUGUUUGUUGCUAGGUUCCCAGCUGGAUGCAGCUCUAUGGACAAUUGGAGGAUGUAGGACCUGGACCAGGGGGGAGGGAGGGCGGUUAUGCUAUAUGUCAAACACUGUAUUUCAAGAAACCACUCUUUUGCCCAAAUCAUAUCAGUAUUAUGGAAAAGUGGAAUAGCAUGUUCCGCAAAACGUGCUUUGUGUAUAUUUUGAGUUUUAUUUUAUUUAUGUAGAUAUAAACUAUUAUUUUUAAUGAC